AUAGACAUAAACACCAGUGCUGUCUUUAGCAAAUGCCCUCAGCAUUACAGACACACAGACCACAGAUAUCAGCGGUGCCGCAGCACAGACAGCAGCGCUGUGUUCAGCACCACGGACAGCGACAGGAGAAGCGCUGCGCUCAGUGGGCGUUGCUUUGCGUUGCGUCGCUUUGCGCUGCGCUGCUUUAGCGCUCCGGAUUCCGGAGGAUCGCACGAGCGAAAAUCCUCCACAUUGACAUUCAUUGAAGAAGCAGCAGCAGCAGCCGCGGCGGCGCGUGCAGAACUGCUGCUGCCUCCGCGAGGAGCGCGAGGGUUUUAUUCUCAUCCUUACCAUCAUCACUGUCUGAGCGUGCCUUCAUUACAUCACACCGGAUCUGUAGGGUUUAGGAGAACAUGUUCGCGCGGGAAAAUAAGGAGCUGCACCGCCGAGAGGGGUUUUCUUUAUGGUGCUGUUCCGCUCGCGAGGCGCGCGGCUGCUCUCUGCGGUGAAAGGCUGUUUAUUUUCGGCUGGAUUAACAAGUGGAGGAACAAAUUAGGACUUGGUGUUUACUGGCAGCUGACGGUGCCGCGCUGGAGAGCAGAUCGUCUCCUCUGCACGUUCUUCGCACGAGAAAGUAGUGAUGCUGAUGCCUGGAACUGUUUUCCUCAACAGAGAAAACAAAUAACGCUCACUCUCUCUUUCUCGCCACCCCCCCUCUCUUUUUCUCUCUCUCUUUCUCUCUCUCUCUUUCGACCCUUCAGUCUGAGAGAUGGAGGCAUUUUAAGGCUGUGACAAUCACCCUUUGAGCCUCCUUUUCUACUCAAGCUGUAGAAGUUGUCUGGAAGCAGCAGAAGCAUCAGACCCCCGAAGAAACCCCCCCACACCCCCCUCGAGGAUGAUGUGCGCGCGUGAGGUGGACCUGGCAGGUUAAGGAGGUCCAUGCUCAGCCCCCCGCUCUGUUUUCGCUCCUGGCCGUGAUCUCCACUCUGAAAUGAGGAGAAGAUGCUGAUGUGUGACCGAGGCGUUCAGAUGCUCAUCACCACCGUGGGCGCUUUCGCCGCCUUCAGCCUCAUGACCAUCGCCGUGGGAACGGACUACUGGCUCUACUCUAGAGGAGUGUGCCGGGUCAAGAGCAACAACGAGAAUGAGACGAGCCGGAAGAACGAGGAGGUGAUGACACACUCCGGCCUGUGGAGAACCUGCUGUCUGGAAGGAACGUUCCGUGGAGUCUGUAAGAAGAUUGAUCAUUUUCCAGAGGAUGCUGAUUAUGAACAGGAUACAGCAGAGUAUCUACUGCGUGCGGUCAGGGCAUCCAGCAUCUUCCCCAUCAUGAGCGUAGGUCUGCUGUUUAUGGGGGGGUUGUGUGUGGCAGCCAGUGAGUUCUACAGGAGCAGACACAAUGUCAUCCUGAGUGCCGGAAUAUUCUUCGUUUCUGCAGGCCUCAGUAACAUCAUCGGAAUAAUUGUCUACAUUUCCGCGAACUCAGGAGACCCCGGUCAGAGCGACUCUAAGAAGAGCUACUCGUACGGCUGGUCCUUCUAUUUCGGAGCGCUGUCCUUCAUCAUGGCAGAGAUGGUGGGCGUGUUAGCCGUUCAUAUGUUCAUUGAGAAACACCGCAAGCAGCGCGCCAAGUCCCGCACCGAGCUCAUAAAGAAAUCCGCCUUCAGCCGGAUCCCCAGCUACCGCUAUCGUUUCCGCCGCCGCUCCAGCUGCCGCUCCAGUGAAGCCCCGUCCAGAGAUGCCUCUCCAAUCGGCAAGAGUGGAUACACUGGCCCGGCUGCCGCCGAUAUAUCCAUGUACACGCUGACCCGCGAUCCCAACAAGGCUGGAGUGGGAAACCUGCUGAACUCAGAGAGGGAAUUCCUCCAGCCUCACAACUCCAACUCCAAGGACUUUAAGGACGCGGCCAGCCGGAGAACCACGCCCGUCUGACUCACCGGAGUGGGAUUAAUACAGGGUUUAGGGGUGAAUCCAAGCACAACUGAAGUGCCAUGGCCAAGACAUUACAACCAGGGACUUGAGCUGGAUGCCCACAGCAGCAGGGAGAGAACGCUAGUAUGCUAGUACACUGCACUAGAGUGCUAGUCCUGCCGGAAACCCUCUUCCUAUAACAACGUAUACACUGGCAGUCAGGAAGACGUGCACACAUGUUGGGUUGUUUUUUUUAUUGUCACUCAUUAGCCUCCAAUGUUUUGAUGCAAAUGUUGCAUUCACAUGUUUAUGGCAUACAAAAGACAGAUAUUUCAUUGUUUACAAUGGAGCUGCAACGGAAAAUUAUGCCACCGCAAACGGCAAUGUUCCGCAGACCCCAGCGGUGAGCAAAAUGAUCCGUCGAGAACGAUAUUUUCCAAACUUUUACCACCAACUUCAGCAGUGAAAUAAGCCAGAUGUUGAUUUUGUUGAGGAGCCAGGGAUGCCAAACAUCUCAUUGUUAAAUUCCAGACAAACUCAGAAUUAAACAACAAUAAAAGAGAGCAGAGCUCCUCCUACCUUUCCCCUCAUUAAACGAACAAGCUCUGCUCUGAUAAUCACCCAUUUUUGCAGGUAACACGGUCACCAUGCCAGUGUUUUACGUGGCUUCAUGCUGCCGUUGGCUGUGCAUCGUAUGAGGUGCGAAAUAGCGUUUUUUGAACCUCAACAUGUCAACGCAGCAUUAGUGUUUAGCAGUGCUUUGUAGCUCCUCCUAAUGCCUUGAUGACCUCUUAUGUUCAUAAAGUUUUUAAUGGAUUCAUUCUUCACUGCUGUCCACAAUAAGGAUGUACCGAUUUCAACUGUUUCAAAAUGUUGUAAAAAUGAUUGUGAGAAAAAGUGAUGUAAAUGUAAAACCAGCCAUAGCGUGUAAAACCAGAGCAUAGCGUGUUCACCUUGUUUAGCGAAAAGCCCAUCACACUAAAGUGGGUGGGACUGCUAUAGCCACACCCACUCCAAAGAGAAGAAGUCAUGUCAGGCCUAAUCCCGUAAAGAGAGCAGAGAACUGAGAUUAAAACCUUUAAACCAGUACAACACCUUAUGAAGGUGGAGCUCACAGUAGGGGGCGCUGUUGUGCUUGUCAAUAUUAUAGGACAGACAACAAGCUUGUCAUUAGUACAUGGAUGUAGCGUACGUUAGCAUGAAAAAUUCCCCCAAAAACUUAAAUAAAUAAAGUAAAAACUAAUAAAAAAGUUAUAAAAUUAUUAUCUCUGACUGAAGAAUAAACCGUGUUCUUCAGCCAGAUUAUACUUUAGCUUUACAAUACAUCACUGCCAUAAUUGUCAAAAUCCCUCAUAUUGCUUCACUCUUAGUCUAAACGCUAUCUGUUGUAGUUUGACUUUUCUUCUCCACACAUUUGCCAAAAAGUCCUACAGAUUCUCAGCAGGAUUUAAAGAUUCUCAGUGAGGUAUAGAGGUUCUCAGUGGGGUGUAGAGGUUCUUAGGGAAGUUUACAGGUUAACAGUGGGUUUUAGAUUAUCUCAAUGGGGUUUAGAGUUUCUUAGUGGGUUUUAGAUGAUCACAAUUGAGGUUCUUAAUGCAUUUUAGGGGUACUUGAAAGGGUUUAGAGGUUCUCAAUGGAGUUCAUAGGUUUAAAUCUGGAGAUUGUGCUGAACUUUGUCCCGUAAACUCCUUGAAACUGCUAGCUCACUUUUUGUAGCAUCUUGUGUUGUUAGAAUAUUUCAGUCAUUUGUUGUUGUUUGUUUAAUGCCCUAAAUCCUUUCAAACAUCAGAAACAGUUGCUGCACUGUGAGCAAUUCUUUCUGACUGCCAGUGUAUUGAUAUAGAUAGUAUUUGUUAGAUCAUUGGUGCUUCCUUUUAUUCCUCUUUUUUUUGAGUCGGUUCGUUUUUCACUGAGAGUGUAAAUCCAACACGUCCACCCUCGCUCCCUCGCUCCGCUCCAGUGGAACGAGCAACUCUCCUCUCCUCAAUGUCACUCUGAACAGAAACUGCCAUUGGAAUUCAUGAACUGUAAAGAUUAGCCCAGUGAGACUGUGAAAGACUCAACUUUUUCCAAGCUCCUCUCUGUGGAAGUGAAGGGGAGGGGCUGCAGAGGGUUUUGUUUUGUUUUUUGUUUUUGUUUAUUUUUGACAGAAAAACUGACCUGCUGUCCCUCUCCUGGCCUUAUGGACAGCUGCUGGUGAGUGCCUCGUCACACUCGUGCGAUUGUAAACAGCAGCGUCGGUUGCUCUGUCCCAGGCUGGGCGUAUUCAACCCCACCCUCAGUGCCGUUGUCUAUGGGUCCACUUUACUCAAACUUACAUGCACCUACCGACAGGGGCAGGUUUGGUUAUUCUGGGCAAAGACAGGAAACAGGGCUUUCACGAGCCAAUCAGCUGUUAAAUCUUUAUGAUUUUACUUUGCUUUAUUCCUCCCAUCUGUAGCUGUCACUCACUGUAUCGAUAGUACAUCCAGCGUCGAUCAGCACAGGAGCUACGAGGCUGAAAUUGGCUUCUCAUCCAAUUUUCUGUUCCACAUUAAAUAUUACAACUGUUACAUUAUGGCAUCUCAGGCCUCGUCCACAUAUAGUCCACAUAUAUUUGGAUCUUCUAAAAAGGGUUGUGACUCUAAAGAUAUCUGUUAUUAUUAUCAUUAAUCAAAUUCUUGACUUUUUAUUUUCUGGCAGAAAUCAGACUUUAAAUCUGUGAAUGAAAGAUUGAAUUACAGAGAUCUGCAGGUCAGAGUGCUGCUGUGUUUGGAAAGCUGCCAUCAGUUAGAACAAGUUAGAAAAUCUCUGCUUCAGCUCAGCACUCUAAAGUUUAUCCACCACACUCACAAUGUUAUUGACAUCAGAAUGGGCUUGCAUGCUCAUGUCAGUGUUUUUAAGUUGUUUUUUGAUCUUGUGUGGGCAAAGAUUUCUGAAAACAGCAGAGUUCUGCAGACAAAUGAAGAAAAUAAUGAUUUUUAAAAAAAUAAUCCAUGGAUGAGGUCUGAGGAGCCAAAAUGUAAGAAUGGACCAUUUGAGAUGGACUGGAAGCACUGAAUACACAAAUAAGAAGCCAAAUAGGAACUGAGGUUUGUUAGGCUAUGUUGUUCUCCUUGGUAAUAUGUGGCCUUUUUUAGAUUUUUAGGUGUUUUUGUUUCCUGAAGACUCUUGACGUAUGGAAGCACUUGCUUCCUGGGGGCCAUUGGUUCUUGGAGGUCUUUGGCUUUCAGAGGCCUUUGGCACUUGGAGGCACUUGGCUGUUUGCUGCCUUUGACUCCUGGGGGCUCUUACCUUUUGGAGGUCAUUGGCUGUUGGAGGCCCUUGCCAUUUUGAUGCACUUGGCUCUUGGGUGCCUUUCACGCCUGGGGGCUUUUGGAGGCUCUUGGAGGCCUUUGGCUCCAGCAGGCCCAUGGCUCUUAGGGCCCCAUUUGGGCUCUCACAGGCCCUUGGAAAUGGUCUACUUUGCCCAGUAUAAAUUCCGCCCCUGCCGCCCGGUCACCGUCACCCUCCUCUCUAAUUCCCAGCCAACUGCACGCCAUUCCUCCAUUGUUUAGACACCAUUCGACCCAUUCCCACCACUUUUAUGACAGGGUUUCAAACACUUGCUAUUAAACAGCAUCUUCCACCCACCUCAACUCCGGGUAUUACAUUUCUUUCGCUGUAGACCUCUGGAGUCAGGCGUCAUUCUAGUCAAUGUCAUGCUUAUAUAAGGAACUCUGGGUCUAAGCUGUUUUUCUCUAUGAUGAAAAUCACUGUCAUCUCAAAAAUGUUCCAGAGCUGAUAUAUUUUGUCCUGUGUGUACCUUUCCCCUUCAACGUCAAUGGAUCUUCUGAAUUAUGAGGUCAUUCAAGAGCCAAAAACUAGCAUGUAGUGGCAGCCCACACAAAACAGCAGGUUUUGUCCAAAGUGAUGGUCGGUGUUAUUAAACAACAGUGCAAGUUACUGAACAUUAGUAAUUAGUUACAGUUACAAGUUUUUUUUUCCCCCAAAAUUAAUUGAUUUACGAUGCUAAAUACUACAUAUGCCAGUAAUUAGUAUUGAAAGUCACCUUUUUGCUACUUCUAAAUGUUGACAUUCUAACUCUUCUUGUAGGCUGUAUGGUUUUGACAGAAUACCUGGCAACCUGUUUACUUCUGCCUGCUUACAGGCUGUGUUUAAAAUCAAUUCUUAGCUGUUUGGAUGGAGGGGCUCAGUGGUCAGCAGUGCUAACACUGGGGUUUUUCACGAUUAGCCUUGUAAAAGUGAUUUGUUUUGCCAGCUGCUUCAGAAGAUCCAAAUUACUUUUCUGUACUGUUUGAUGUGGUAAGGUUCUCACACCUGCACACAGAUCACAGCUCAGCAGUGUCUUUUCCUCCUUGAUCUCCAGGAGGGAAAAUGACGCUCUGGUUUGAAUAAGCUGUGUUUGUGUGCUGUCGCCUGCAGUCCAUUCAUAUUUUUACACAAAACAAAAGUAAGGACUAAUGAGCCCAUUUCAGUUUCAGCAACUGUAAUUGUGUUAUUUAAUCUGAAAUGGUAAUUAGGUACAUUACUCAUUACACCAAGUAGUGAAAUUACCUUACUUUGUAACUCAUUACUUCCAACACUUGUGGUAGUUUAGAAGCAUGUGCUGGUUUAGGCUGCAGUUUGAGUUGCUGGAGUUGGAAUAUAACAGUGAUAAAGUUUAAUAAUAGACUCACUUUCAUACAACAUCAUUUAAAUGUGCAGUUUCCAUGUAGCAUUAUUCAUAUUUUGACUCCUAAAUGACUUUGGAAUUCAGAGAAAUUUUAGAAACUCAGAGGAAAAUGUACACAGGACAAAAUGUACCUAGUUUGGAACAUUUUUCUUCACCACAGGCUGCGACUAAAGUGAUAUUUUAAAAAAAAGCCAUCCAUCUCAGUGAGCUGCCUGCUUGGACCUGAAGUUCCUAAUUUAGGCAAGACGCUAAGUACAGAAGAAUGACCUAUUAUUUAAAAAGCAUAUAAAAACACAAAGUUUUGGGUUUGUUGUUGUCAUUUACACUAAGAUACAUGUGAUGGGAUUGAAUUGGGUCCCUUGUAUGAAAAUGAUUAAAACUGUAUUUAUAAUUACAGAUAAUAUUAUUCUCAUAGUUUUAACAGAUUAGUGUAUUUAGUAGAGUUAAAAUAAAAAGCGGAACAUUUUAGAGGUGUUAUCUACAUUCAGAAGCUGAAGGGGGUCAGGAGUCUUACAGAGACUCAAUAUAAUCUUCCAAACAAUAACAGCAGUUCAUUUUGCAGCGGUCACUAUGUGUCCGGUAAGGAGUCUCUGGGGUCUCGCAGACUCGGUGGUUAAAUGAAGCUGUGAUGAAAUGAAGCCCCCCGUUGGCUUUUCAGCUUCUUAAUCUCCACCACAGUACAAAAGGUUCAUAAAGUUUCAGAGGAAAAUGCAACAUUAGUGAAAACAGACACUGUAAACAAUGUAGAGCCAUUCAGUACGAUGACGCUAAUCUCUUCUCGCACUUACAACUAUAUGUGAUGUAAAUACAAAGAAAUAGAAUCAAAUACAGUACCUUAGUUAUUUUACUAAUAUCAUAACUCCAAGGGCUUUUGAUUUUUAAAUUAUUUGAGCUUUAAAAGGGCUUCGAAGUAGUUAGAGUCCAACUGACAGAAACAAUAGUUUUGCCCAAGGAAGCGUUUAAAUCACAAAACAUUUACCUACGCUACCUGCUCAUAUUCAUGUAUGCAAAAGACUGUCAAGGCCAGAUGAGAAACUGUUAUGAAUACAAUAAUGCAAUUUAGUCUUCUUUACGUCUCCUUUCGCCGGUGAUGCAGGUGGAAGUAAAUGAGUUUUAAAGCCAUGCAGCUCCAUGGGUGCAUCGCCUAUUUUGAGCCAGAUUUAUGCAGAGCUCAUAAUUUACCUGCCAUAUAUCAUCUCUGCGUCUUUUACAUUCAGCCUCAUCCAUUGUUACGUACACAACAUUAUGCAACUCCAUCAAAGAGAACAUUCACAGAUGGGUUCUUGUUGUAAAUGUUUGAUUUCAGUUGGUUUCCAUUUUGUGUUGUGAACUUGUAGUGUUAUGACUGUGAAACUAAAGGAUUGGUGUUUACUGGGUUCCACAGGGUUAUGUCAUGGGUCCACUUUCAGAUUGUUUUUGUUUUUUUUUCCUCCCACUCUCUCUCUCAGGCCACCUAGUGCCUGUUGCUCCUGCCUUUACAGAGCCGUCCCCAGCAGGCUGCUCUUCCUCCUCCUCCUCUUCCUCACUCCACCACAUCCAAACCUCUGCUCUGCUCCACCUGGACUGUUAUUACUCAGCACAGACCCUCCCACUGGCCGCAGGCCUGACCCACCACUAACGCUGGCCUGCAGGCAACAUGUUGCAUGUUGUGACCUCUCGACGAAGGCAGCAGUCUCAGCUUGAAACAUGCUGUAGAAAAAGCACACCUUUUAAAUACCGUAGUGGAAAUAAUUAAGGUUAUUAUAGCCAGAGAAAUAUUUAAAACUUAGAAAAUAAAGUCAAUUUUGAAAAGCUACAACACUGCACCUCUUUGUCUGCGAUUCUUUUUAACAUGUGUAAGUUUGAUUCUUUUCAUGUGUCUAAUUAGUCGGGUUACCUUGUGUGCUUUAUAGAAAAUGAAUGUCUCGAAUCAUCUGAAUUGCUCUGCAUUUAAUUAUUUGUUCAUGCAGCGCAAGUUUCUAAUUAAAUUAUUAAGAUAACACUAGCUUGAGGCUACAUUGUGAACAAAUCAUAAAAAUGUGAAUUCAAGAUUCUUUGCUGACUUUUCCAUGGAGGUGUCCAGGUCUGAGGUGGUUAAAAAAAAUCAGGAGUUUUUCAGUGAAUGAAAAUAUCAUUCGAUACUAGAAGCUCCAAACUACAGUGACUGUGUUGCCUGUUAAAAUAUACAGGAUUUGUGGUUUUUAUUUUCACAUCAAGACAAAAUAUUUACCACCAUUUUUGUAUUUCAAAUUGUGUAAUAAGUCAAUAAAUCAAUAGAAGUG
Molecule: messenger RNA, 8805 nt
Organism: Pygocentrus nattereri (red-bellied piranha)
Lineage: Eukaryota; Metazoa; Chordata; Actinopteri; Characiformes; Serrasalmidae
Gene: cacng3b
Product: calcium channel, voltage-dependent, gamma subunit 3b
Exons: 4
Coding region: 982-1911 (309 amino acids)
Biological process (GO): calcium ion transport; regulation of AMPA receptor activity; neurotransmitter receptor transport, postsynaptic endosome to lysosome
Cellular component (GO): AMPA glutamate receptor complex; postsynaptic density membrane
Molecular function (GO): channel regulator activity; voltage-gated calcium channel activity
Source: RefSeq, a predicted model, not a curated record